Messenger RNA from Triticum aestivum (bread wheat), 1787 nucleotides. Its product is annotated as putative ankyrin repeat protein RF_0381. The coding region runs from base 179 to 1414 and encodes 411 amino acids. The transcript is spliced from 11 exons. The record is from RefSeq and is a predicted model, not a curated record. Gene Ontology annotation, molecular function: protein binding. Lineage: Eukaryota; Viridiplantae; Streptophyta; Magnoliopsida; Poales; Poaceae.
UGAUGCCCACCCGUUUCCCGUGCACUCCACGAGCCCCGUCUGGCGCCACAUACCAGUACCAUCGCCUGCCCGCUUUCCCCUCCCCUAUCAAAUCCUCACUCCACUCGCCCCGCCCAGCCAGAUCUUUCUAGAACCUUCAGCAACCCUAGGGCCCCAGCGAGAGGCCUCUGCCGCCGCCAUGGCCCCCAACCCCGCCGCAAUCGCCCUCCUGGCCGCCCUCGACGGCAACCUCCGUCUCCUCAAGAAAAUGUCCAAAAAGAUGGAUUUGCGGGUAACAAAGGACCCUAAAGGGCUGAACGCACUCCAUUUCGCUGCAAAUAAGGGGUCCCUGGAGAUUUGCAAGUUCCUGGUGGAGGACGUGGGGGUCGAUGUCAACUCGGUAUCAAGCGUAGGUGCGACACCGAUGUUUUACGCUGCACUCAAGGGAAAUCUUCAGGUUGCCAGGUAUCUUCUCGAUCAUGGCAGCGAUCCGGCGAAACCCAGUGAGAGGGGCUUAACGCCGCUGCACAAUGCAGCAGAGCAUGGGCAUUGUGAGAUUGUAAAGCUGUUGCUGUCCAAAGGAGUUGACGUGGAUGUUAUCAAUUACCGAGGGACACCAUUGCACAUGACUGCUGCAAAGGGUCAGCAUCAGGCCAUGAAAAUUCUGCUGGAGCAUGGUGCUGAUCCCAACAGAGUAGUCAAUCAUAUCUUCUCACCACUAAUGAUGGCAUGCUGUGGGAACUCCUUGGAAUGCAUGAAGCUACUGAUUGAGGCUGGUGCUGAUGUGAAUGGUAAUAGUAGCUCUGGACCAACUCCUUUAACGGGGGCAGUUGAUGAUGGCUCAACUGAAUUCGUCAAGUUCUUGCUGGAGGCUGGAGCUGACCCUAACAUUCCUAACCAGCACGGGGAUAUUCCAAUCAAGAGAGCAGCAGUCCGUGGUCAGCGUGAACUUGUUGAGCUUCUGUUUCCUAAGACAAACCCAAUUCCAUCUGUGCCAGAUUGGAGUGUUGAUGGGAUAAUUACAACUAUGAAAUCUCCACAGACCAGGGUUCAGGAUAGAGCUUCUGCGGAAGAACGGAAAGCUGAUUUGAAGUCACAAGGGAAGGAAGCAUUUGCAAAGGAGGACUACUUUACAGCAAUGUACUACUAUGGACUGGUGAUGGAGAUAGACCCACUUGAUGCGACCCUGUUUGCUAACCGGAGCCUCUGCUGGCUGCGCAUGCGAGAAGGGGACAGAGCACUGGCAGACGCUCAACGGUGCAAAAUGUUGCGUCCUGGUUGGUCCAAGGCAUGGUACCGAGAGGGCUCAGCUCUCAGUUUCAUGGAGGAUUACCAAGGGGCAGUUGAUGCGUUCCAGGAGGCGCUGAGACUUGACCCUGAGAGCAGUGAGAUCAAGAAGAUGUUAAGUGAGGCCAAAAGCAAGGCUACUCGCUAAAGAGUAGAACCCGUGAUGGAGCUGACAUAUAAGCAAGUGCCUAUGUCCUACAUACCUGUGAUCAUCCUGUCUUUUCACGGGCUACUAAUCCACUACCAGGCCUGCUCGUAUUGCAGCCGUUGACAAGCUAGCUACUUUUGAACUGUGCUCGAGGGCAGCUGCGGAGCUUCAUCAGGAAUAAGAGGAAUCAAACAUAUUGUACUACUCCCUCCGUUCUAAAAUAGAUGACCCAACUUUGUAUUAAUUUUGUACUAAAGCUAGUAUAAAAUUGAGUCAUCUAUUUUGGAACGGAGGGAGUAUGUAUUAGCCGUGAAGAAGAAUGAGUUGUUAGAUGCACCAACAAAUAUAUAGUUCAUGAAGAUCUUUCACCUGA